AUGACCGCAGCAAUAUCGGCCUCCUGCCAGCAAGAGCCUGUGCAAGUUUCUCUUGGAUAUUCAUCUCCCCUUGGAAUAAAUUCGACGGAUAAAGAAUUAACAGAAUCCCUUCGAGAUUCAAGCGGUCAAUUUCAAAAAGCUCUUGUCCUGCACAGGGUCAAAGAACCAUACACACUUGUCACCAAUCACCCUAUUCCCUUGCUGCUAGGUGAAGAUGAGGUGUUGAUCAAGGUGGCCGCCAUCGGACUCAAUCCUGUUGACUGGAAAUCCCCGGCGUUUAAUUUUGGCAUCCCUAGUUUACCUUGGGUGCUCGGACGAGACCUAGCCGGAGUUGUUGUUCAGACCUCCCCAUCGCAAAAUUUCACAGUUCGGAUCAAGACCGGCGACCUUGUUCUUGUCCCCUCAACAGAUUACCGCGACAUCCGCAAAGCAGCCUUUCAGGAGUAUGCGGUGGCAGCGCACUAUAAUGCCGCAAGAAUCCCGCGAACUAUAUCUAUGUACCAGGGAGCCUCCCUCGGGGUGGCGUUUGUUGCUGCGACUCUUGCACUGGGUGUCUGCUUUGGCCUUGACUUUUCGACCUUGCAUGCCGCACCAGGGCCAAACCUCUUGCAUAUACUGCAUGAAAUGAACCAGAAAGACAUCCCAGAGGAUAUAAUUGCGGAGUGCUUCUCUGUUGCGGACAAAGCGCAGCGAGUGCAGCCGGAAGAUUGGAUUGCAAUUUGGGGAGCCUCGACCACAACAGGGUAUAUGAUGUUACAGAUUGCCAAGCAGUGCGGAUUGAAAGUGGUCUGCGUGGCUGACAUUGCCCGCCACGGCCAGCAAUUGCUUGAGGCGGGGGCGCAUCUGCUGGUAGAUCGGUAUGAUACUGUCCGCGCGAUCAAGGUCAUCCAAGGAGUUACCGGGGGUCGACUUAGAUACGCCCUGGACAUGGUAGGUUGUGAAACAGCCACAAUAUUGCAGGAUGCGUUAAAUACCAGCCCCGAGAGACCCCAGGCACACCUGCUGGGCUUGACCGGUCUUCCCAAGAGUAAACACCUGCGAGUAUGUUAUCAUACUGUUCCUAUAAAGCUAUUUCAUUCAUGUCCAAUCAUUGGGGAUAGCAUCAUGCGCUGGUUGGAAUGUCUUCUUCAAGCCAAGGUUCUACAACCCCCAGGCCUUAUUGUUCAAGAAAAGGGGGGGCUGGUUGUGAUAAAUGACGCUCUAAAUAUGCUCCGAGACGGAACGGUGUCCGGGAAGAGAGUUGUUAUUGAUCUAGAUGAUUCUAUCGUGAAGAACAGUGGUAUGGACAUAGCCGUUAACUGA
Penicillium longicatenatum is the source of this 1302-nucleotide messenger RNA. RefSeq names its product zinc-binding alcohol dehydrogenase family protein. NCBI's taxonomy places the organism in Eukaryota, Fungi, Ascomycota, Eurotiomycetes, Eurotiales, Aspergillaceae. The record is from RefSeq and is a predicted model, not a curated record. The coding region runs from base 1 to 1302 and encodes 433 amino acids. Gene Ontology annotation, molecular function: oxidoreductase activity, acting on NAD(P)H. The transcript has 3 exons.